AUGCGUAUGUAUGUGCGUGCAUGCGUCGUGCGUGCGUGUAUAUGGAGUGGCGAGUAUCGGAGCAGCGUGAAAAAGUGGAGGAAGUAUGGAGAUUAUUUUCUGACAUACAUGAAAGGCUGAGGGAGCAUUAAAUCACCACCACGAGGCGGAUGACGUGGCUUCGCGGUACGCCCAACCGAUCGCGAUCAUCGGCCAGUCGGUUCACGCAUCCUUCGAUGCGUUUUCGUGCGAGGUGGUGCGUGCUGCGAAAUAAAUCGCAUUGCGAUGCAUCGUUGCGAAACCCUGUGAUCAAUGGGCACCGUUUGUCCGACACUCCAUUUAACGGCAAACAUCGAUAUGCCAUUUCGUGCGCGCUAAUUAGAAAGAUAAUGAGACCGAAAAGUUUCGAUUUGGAAACGUUACGCGGACAGAAACUUUCCAACGGUGAAAUCUAGCGAUUUCUAAUGAAUCUCGAAUGGGAGAUCUAUCAAUUAUUGAAAGAAGAAAAAAUUAUUAUCUGUGAUCACUCCAAGUUUUUAAUUUUAUUGCGCGAUAAGGUUAUCUAGGCAUGAGCAUAAUAUCAUCUGCAUGAGUUUUCUCUUUUAAAUGAUUCUAUUGUUGACCGAGUAAAUACAUUAUUACUAAUUUAUAAUUGCUUUUGAGGGAACACGAAUGAUAUUGUAAAUAAAAUGUAUAUCUUCAAGUCAAAUCUGCAGAUUAUGAUGUCAUGUAUCAGUAUUUUAUCAUAUGUUUCACAAGUACAGGCAGAAGGUAUCUCGUGUUUUAGGUGUUUCAUGACACUGUCAGAUCCAGAUGAUACGGAUCUGCAUUGUUCUCACUUUGAUGGAAGUGCCAAAUUCCAGGUAUUCUGUCCAACUUCGACACUUUGUAUGAAGAGAACUGUUCAAUACAAGUCUAAAACAUCUGUAGUGACCACCGUUCAACGAGAUUGCGCGUCACAAAAAUAUAUUUCUCACACUUACAAUGAUGUUGAUAAGCAGUGGUAUAAAAAAGAGGAAGUCAUAACGUCCGCUUACGAUGAAGGUUGUUUCAUUGGAGAACACAGGGGCGGAUCAACUAGUCCGCCCGAAUACUGUUUUUGUAGUUUUCAUUUGUGCAAUUCAUCCCCCCCACAGAUUGGAAUAUUUAACAAAGUGUAUGGGACAAUAUUAAUGAUGCUAAUUAUAAAAUUGUUGUAAAACUUUUACAGUUUAUGGCACAUAAUAUGUUACUUAAAACAAAGUGCAAUUUGUGAAAAAAUUUCAUGCAUAAGAUAAAUGAUCUCCUGAUGAGAGAAUAUAGAGAGCUUAAUAAUUUAUAAAUGUUAUAUCAUGCAACAAAAAUAUACAUAAAAAUA
Messenger RNA from Pogonomyrmex barbatus (red harvester ant), 1336 nucleotides. RefSeq lists its product as uncharacterized. The record is from RefSeq and is a predicted model, not a curated record. NCBI's taxonomy places the organism in Eukaryota, Metazoa, Arthropoda, Insecta, Hymenoptera, Formicidae.